Linum trigynum is the source of this 3358-nucleotide messenger RNA. The record is from the annotation of a GenBank genome assembly. NCBI's taxonomy places the organism in Eukaryota, Viridiplantae, Streptophyta, Magnoliopsida, Malpighiales, Linaceae.
AUAGUUAAAUUAUUGGAGAAAUUGAGGUUUUCACUAAUUUACAACUUUAUUAUAGCUAAAAUUUGAUGUAAUAAAAGGAAAAUUCUAAGUAAUUUGACUAAAAUUACGUGUAAUUUAGGCAAGAACGGGUCGAGAAUGGGGCGGGUCAGGACAGGUCGGGUCGAUGAGAGUAUCCAUGCCCGCCCGCCCCGCCUACGGGGCGGGUCGGACCCACCCCAAAACAGGUCAAACAAAUCGGGUAAAACGGGUCAGGUCGAAAUUAUCAUCCUAUGAUUAGUCUUAGUCUUGUUUCCCGUUUAUCUCCGCAACCCAAAACCUGGGUUGGUAAGUCAUCCACUUGCAGUGGUGGGUAAACAACUGGUUUAAAGUUAAUUGGGAAGCUGGGGAAAUGCUGUUAGAGCACAAGGGUGGAAUGCAUGCAUGGUUGCCUAAAAAUGUGUUAAUAACUUAAUAUUGUAAUAUAGCACCUAAUAGAGCCCUUCCACUAUCCUUCUGUUAUGCUCCAGAGUCUAGAGUAAUGGUGUUUCGAGUUAUAAAUUAAACUUGUACUAUGAUGUUAAUGGUACAAUUUGGCUUGUAUUAUAAACGAAUUUGUAUAUUUGCAUAAUGGUGCAAGUUCAGCUCGGUACAAAUUCAGUCAGACCUUAUGUUAUGGUACAAAUUCAGUUUGUAACAUAACAUUUUUCUAACAAAACGGUAAAGGUGUGAACUGAACUUGUACCCAAACGUCAAAUGUACAAAUUCAUUGUAAAAAUUAAGUGCAUAAGGUUAAAACUAAGUCUAUAUUGGCCUUUAUAUGGACAUCUACAGAAUGGAGUAAGUCGGGUGAGUAUCUCGAUACUUUUACUCGUUCUAUAACAGGUCGAGUUUAAGUCUAGUAAUUUGUUAUUGGUUGGGUUGGGACUGAUUGACCUAUUAGGCAUGUAAUUUAAUGGGAACAUAUAAGCAAUAAUAUGAUAAAUGUUGUUAAAGUAUUCUGUAAAUUGAAGUUCUCACCUAUUUGCAACUUUAUUAUAGCUGAAAGAUAAUAAAAGUAAAAUCCUAAACAAUUUGAAUUAAAUAACACAUAAUUUAGCCAAAAACAUAUCAAGAAUCACCGAGUAAGCAGUGGCGAAGCCACGUUGCUUGAUGUGGGGUCAGUGGACCCCACUUGGUAAAGAAGCUCAUGUUAUAAAAAAAGGAAUACCAAGGUAGGGGACUAGGGAAUUCGAGCUUUGGAUCCCAGCUCUCCCCGAGAUAGCUAAACCGCCAGGACUUCCUAGUUCUUUGUAAUCUUUGGACCCCACUAAUGCAUUUAGCUGGCUACGCCAAUGCGAGUAAGUACAAAUCAGAUCAAGCGGAGUACACUCAUACGCACAUCGCCCCAUCUAACAAAGCAAAUAUUACCCACUCCAAAAUAGAUCAAAUUGUUCAAAUAAAAAUUGUCGUCCUAAUCUACACCAACCAAUUUAACCUUCCAUUUUUUUUUUCCUUCUCCCCCCACUUCACUUUAAAUUUCACCACCACAACAUCCCUCAACACUUCCAACUACCCUUUUCUCAACACAACUCUAAACCCAUGGCCGCCCUCAAACUCCUUCCUCUCCUACUCUCCUCCCUCGCCGCCCUCCAACCCUCCAUCUCCGGCGACCCCGACACUCUCACCGACUUCCCCCUCCCACCGCCAAACUCAAACAACAACAACAACAUCAGCGGAGAUCACUUCACGUUCACCGGAAUCCGCCCGCUCUUCCACCAGCGCCCCACCACCCUCACGAUCUCCACCGCAACCCUCGCCGAGUUCCCGUCCCUCGCCGGCCAGGGCGUCUCCUACGCCGUCCUCCAGUUCCCUUCCGGCGCCGCCAACCCUCCCCACACCCACCCACGCGCCUCUGAGCUCCUCCUCGUGGCACGUGGCGUCCUCGAGGUCGGCUUCGUCGACACGAACAACAACCUCUACGCGCAGCGGCGGCUGCAGUCGGGGGACGCGUUCGUUUUCCCCAAGGGUUUGGUUCACUUCCAGAGGAAUGUCGGGAGGAAGACCGCCGUCGCGUUUUCGGCGUUUGGAAGCGCGAGUGGUGGGACCGUUUCGAUUCCGAUGGCGGUUUUUGCGUCGGGGAUUGAUGAUGACGUGCUGGCGAGAGGGUUUAGGACGGAUGAGGAUACGGUUCGAGGGAUCAAGGCUGGUGUUAUGGGGUAUAGCAGAUGAGUGAUGUUGAGGGUUCUUGUUCAAUCUUGUGUUUGUUUUUUUUUUUUUUUGUGUUGUUGUUGUUGUUGUUUUGGUAUGGUUGGUGUUGUUGUCUUGUAACUUGGUUUUUCUUGUUUUGAAUUCUGGUUUUUUCACUUGUUCCUUUUUUCUUUAUUGUUUCUUUUGUGUUCAUGGGAAUGGCAUGCCUUACUUUCCACUAGUGAUGGCAAUGAGUUCGGGUGUGAUGGGUAUCUUAAUGUCCUAUCUCAUGCUACUGCGGAUUGGGGCGGAUAUGUGGCGGGGUGGGUCGAUCCACUAAAAAAAGAAUAGUACAUGCAAAUUUUACUUUUACGAUAAAAUGAAGAGAAAAUCACUAUACGGAUGGGAAAUAGUGAUAAUAGAAUGAUUAAUUGAGUCUGACAAGUUGAAAGAUUGAUUCUAAGUAGUUACGUUGAAGAAAAGUCAAAAUAGGGAAAAUGUGUUUAAAUUUUGUAUGAAAUUUGAUAGAUGUGCCAAGAACGGGACAGGGCUGGGGGCGUCGGAAGUAGAUACCCAUGCCCCGCCCUACGCUACUGCGGGUCGGAUAAUAUCGGUCUCAUCGCGGAUUAGGUCGGAUAAUACCCGUCGGGCGGGUUCAAAUUGUCAUCACUACUUUCCACACUUGGUCUUUUAUCCAAAGGAUUGAUUGAACCGCUUUAUAUUCGGUUCAAUUAUAUUCAAUCCAAAUGGCAAAUUUUUUUUUACCAUAAAUAUACCCAAAGGGAAGAGAAGAUACAUAUUACAAUAAAUAGGAACUUUGCAGGUCAAACCAACAAUAAGAAAGGAAAAGACAUUUUCGGGUUUUGACGAUAAUAGGACCUUGAUGUCACAAAAUGGACAGUCCUAUAAUUAUCUUUACGUAAUAAGCAUAAUCCAUAACUAAACUACUAUCGUUUGCAGGGAGAAAGCCAUGGAUCGAGCUUAUCGAAACUGAAGCAGAGCAACAAAUCCAAAUAGCAAACCCAUAAGUACUGCUUGGGUAACAUCGCCAAAGAUACCUGCGAAAAUAACAAACAAGACCUAGCUAGACCGGCCACUUUGCAGCAUGUCCAAAGAUGUCAAACUAUCCGGAAAGAGGCCACCUAGAAAAGGCACAACAAAAGGUCACCUACAAAAAUAAAAACACUGCGCGAAAUGAAAUGAUACACGGUGG